Physella acuta is the source of this 12876-nucleotide messenger RNA. RefSeq names its product helicase with zinc finger domain 2. Gene Ontology annotation, molecular function: miRNA binding; RNA nuclease activity; metal ion binding. Gene Ontology annotation, biological process: miRNA processing. The record is from RefSeq and is a predicted model, not a curated record. Lineage: Eukaryota; Metazoa; Mollusca; Gastropoda; Physidae.
AAUUCUGAUAAUGUGACAGCAAGCAACAUCCAAAAAUGCUAUAUUUCUGAAUUUCAUGUUAUGAGUGAUGUACUUUCUAUCUUUACGUACUGUGUACUAAAAAUUAAAGUGCAAUUAUCUCGGAGUUUAUAGAUGAUGUUGUUUGUCACCAUAAUUUGACCAAAAAAUAAUCACCUUAAAGAAUGGCUGAUUCAUCAAGACAAAGUCGAUUAGCUCGUAUUAAACCAUAUUUAGUAGAUCUAAGAAAGAAGGAGGGUUUACGCACUAAUAAUAAGCCUAAUCUUCUAAUGCUAAUGCAAGAUUUGAAGGAUGAAGGUAACACGCUGUUUAAAGAAUCGAAGUAUGUAGAUGCAUGGGAGUACUACCAUCAUGCUUUAUUUUUAGCGAGUCAGUUGGAAAAAACUUUUUAUCACAGUGUGGAAAAAGACUUUUUAGCCACGCUGUAUUGUAAUGCAUCACUUUGCUGUAUAAAAACAGACAAUUAUGUUGAUGCUCUAAAAGAUGCUGAUAAAGCUUUGCAGUAUCAAGGCUACAAUAUAAAAGCUAUGUACCGUAAAAGUCUAGCCUUAAAAGAAUUAGGAAACUACAAAGACGCAUUAAAACAGGCCAAGAGAGGAAAAGAAAUAGAUCCUAAGAACAACUUUGAUGACUUGGUGCAGGAGCUAGAAAAUUUAGUUGGUAAAGAAAAGGAAAUAAAUACAGAUUGGUUAAAGGGACCUGUGGAAACUGAAAAGAAAAAAGGUGCAGAAAAGAAGAAAAUGCCUUCAAAGAAAAAGAAAGGCAAUGGAUUGGGUAAUGUAGGCCAAGAUAGUAAAUCACAAUCAGGUUCCAAAGCUCAGAACAAAGGCAGUAAUUCUGAUAGAGAUUCUGAUUCCACUUUAAGUGACGAUGAUGCCCAAUUUGCUGCUAAGAUGCAGAGUGUUAAGAGCCAACCCAAACUUAAUUCAGCUCCAGUGAAUGCCCCGUUGGUAGGAAAUAUCAAGACAGAACCUGUGAAAAAUACAAAACCAGUGCAGCAAAAAACUUCAAAAGUAACCAGUUCAGAUGGAUUUACUACAGGAAAAACUAAAGGUAGCCAACAGCAGAAACAGCCAGCUGUACAGAUUGUCUGGCCAUUAGAAAAUUAUGAUUUUCAGUUAGCGUGUAAAAAUUGUUUCAUUAAAGAAGGGGAAGGAAUAAAAGGAUAUAGAUAUAAAGCGGAUUAUUCCCAUAAUUGUAGUCAUGAUUUAUUACUGGUGAGAACGAAGAACAGCCCAAGCUUAAACUGGUUAAAAAUUCGACCACGUGAUACCAAACAAGUUAUUUCAAUGUAUUUUCUAUGCAAUCAGUUCAAGAUUAAUGAACCAUGUAGAUUAGGGGAAGCUAAUUGUACAUUUGCUCAUAGUCAAGCUGAAAUCAAUCUUUGGACCAUGGAUCGUGAUAGGACAUUUAAUAUUCAGAAUUUUAUUAGAGAUGCAGCUAAAGAUGGAAUUUAUUCUUCUGAAGUCUUAGAAGCGCGAGGUAUCACACCUAAAACGAGUAUUAGUGAACAAUACAUUCCUGGUUUACAGAGUGUCAUUGGUAAUAAACGUCAGGGUACACCUCCAGUGCAGUCUCCCCCACCACAGAAUGUUUAUGAUUUAUCAUCUCAAAGACAUGUUACACCCCAAGGUGCUAAUUUUGCUAGUAAUGCUGGUCUCUCAAGCUUUUCCGCGACCUCAGCAGCAGCUAGACCAGGUUUACUGCCCAACCAAGGAGCCUACACUUCACCACCUGCACAGUUUCUCCCUCCUAGACCUUUCCAAGCUUUCCCUACCUUUACUCAGGCUAUUCCCAGACAUCCAACCGUUGUCACCAGACCCCCCGCACCUCUCAGACCAUCCCAGCCAGCGUUUAGUUCUGCCAUGCCUAAUUUAAGCCAACCGCCUCCUAAUAUAGGCAAGAUAAAAAACCCUCUGCCGCAGUUUAAAUUUAAACUUUGUUGCCCGCAGUGUUUGAUAUUUUCUGGCAAGCCGUGGUAUUACAGUUUAAACCAGUCUACCCAUGACUGCUCGCAAAACAUGCUAGCAUUUUACGUUCAGGAUACCAUGGGGCAAAACUAUUGGGUCCAAGUACGAGAAAGAUCUACACAUAGAACUUUUAAAGGCUUUUAUGUUUUAUGUCACAGUGUGCGUUUGGGUAAUCUUGAACUGUGUAAAUUUAGAAAUAAUUGUAGCUUUGCCCAUAACAGUAUCGAACAAAAAUUGUGGAAAUGUGAACAAGAAGGGGAGUUUGACAUUGGCGAGUUUAUUCUACAAAAUAAGCAGGGUUAUUCACCUGGAACUUCUAACACUGAACUGUAUAUUCGGCAUAUAUUAGAGAAAUUUGGAGGCUAUUUUAGAUUUAUUUGCCGAGACUGUUUCUUUGCUCCUCAUCCAAUGAUCAGCAGUGAAGGGGACUUUAACUCAUGCUCUGGGACAGCUAGUCAUUCAUGGAGUAAAUCAAGGAUUUUAGCUCAUGUCAAGAACACAUCAUUUACACCAAUAGAUCAACCGAAGUUUAUGCAUGACUCCGCAUUUUAUCUGAUGUGCAACCACAUGCAGUUUUGCCAAUAUUGGCUAAAAAAUAGCUGCAAGUAUGCCCAUAGUUUGGUUGAGAAAGCUGUGUGGAUGAUGGAGAGAGACACUAAAGCCUCCCGUGAAGAAUUGGUGGCCAUGAGUGCCAAGCUAUUCCAGACUUUACCAGCCCAGCCAACUGCUGCUCCUUCAUCUAAUUCUAAUCCAUGGGGUUACAAGGGACCACCUCGAACUAUAGUACCUAUUGUAGAAAUAGCAGAAAGCCCGUCUCAGACCUCAGUUAAUUUAGCUGAGUUCUGUAGAACAUGCUGGGGCAAGGGUCAGAAGUCACAGGAAGAUGGAAAGAAAGACAAAUGUGUACGGGGUCAUAACAACUUUAAGGUGAACAGUGUAUUUUUGUCAAUGCCUGCUGGUAAAGAAAUUCGAAGUUUGCCUCCUGAUCUGCCUCUUGGAAUGAAACUUGUUUUAUGUGAAUUUCAUCCCAAAUGCACUCGUAGAGUAUGCAAACAUCCACAUGGACAAGAUGAGCUGGAUGUUUGGACGUACAUGAUGAAAAAUAGGAUCAAAUCUCUAAGGGAGGUGUGUGACAUAUGUAAAGAAAUGCAGAAAAGUCGGACAACUAAAAUAAACAUGGGAGAAUCUGUUGUUAAUGUAAUGCCUGAGAACGCAGCCAGACCAGUCGUGACUAAGCAAGUGAAUCAGAUCAUCGCGCCAGGAGACCUGGUCAUCAAUGAACAUUACUGCCACUACUGCGGAAUCAGUUGCAACAGUAGUCGCCACUGGGAUGAGCACUGUAUGAGUGAAGUGCAUAUCAACAAUGUCAAUUCUGAUAAGGAGCAUCAAUGGAACUACAGACAACCACCAUGGGCCCAGGGAAAUAAUUUAGCUCUAUGUGCCAAACAUCUGCAUAAUGAGUCUUGUCAGUACUCACAUGUACCUGACAUGUACAACCUGUGUAAAUAUGCACACAGUCAGGAGGAACUGGAUGAGUGGAGGGAGAGAUAUGAGUGGAGACAAAUGAAAAGAGUAGUUGCUAAAGAACGUCACAUGUUUUCAUACACAGAGUCAUUACUGGAAGAAUUUUAUAGUGAAAAUAACAGUAUCAGAGUAAUAUGUGAAAAUUUGCCUGAUGUUCGAGUUGUCUGUGAUGAUGAUCUGGUCCUGUAUAAAAAUGAAAAGAAUGCCAUCUUCACAUGGAUUUUCAAAGUAUACACAAGGAAAGCGUUAGAGAAAGUGGCUCUACUACACAACAGGGAUCGCCUUCAUUUUACACUUCAAGGUAGUGACAACUCACACCACCAGGUGGCUUCAGGUGAUUCAUUUAUUGCAGCUGAUGGAGGAGGAAAUCAGUAUUAUAAAGUCAAUGUAAACUUCACUGCUGGAAUGUUUGGUUCUUUUAGCCAAUGGGUGAUUUUUGAUUUUGGAGUUCGUCCUGUGUUAGUUAGAAAACUGGCAAUAGAAAUAGGAGACCACUUGAAGCAUGAAAAAGUGCGUGAACUGCGUGAAAAUUUGGCAUUUGAUCGCUGGACCAGCUUAAAUCGAGAGAUAGUUCGAGCCAAUGAGGAGGUAGUUGACAAGUUUACUGAACAGCUGCUACAGAAAUACAAAGAGCCUGUGUCCUCUGAGGAUGUUGUAACACAAGACAGCUUAGCCGAUCUCAACCAGCACAAUUAUGUUCAUAAAAUGCACAAGUUAUUAGAACUGGAAGAAAUCACUAGACACAGGAUUAUUGCAGGCUACAACAUGAUUUCUGAAGUGACAGCAUCUCAAACUUUGGAAGAGUUUGAAGUUUUCAUCAUUGCAAAGAAUGGAGAUUUAUUCAUCAAGCUGAACUUAGCUGAGAACCUUUCUGAAGACACACUUGCUGGGAAGCUUGUCUUGACCAGUGUAAGAACAGUCUUGUUGGCCCCUGUGGGAUCAAAGUCUAAGGUUUAUGAGGCCAAUAUAGUUGGCCAGAACAACUAUGGUUAUGAUGGACGUGGAAAAGAGCACAUUUAUUUAGUUGUAUCUGCCACAGUUAUCUCAGCCUUACAGCUGGCACCAGGAAAGAAAACAACAUUGGAGCUUCAGUUCCAGAUGGACCGGACUUUCUUCUGCAGGAUGCACUACGCGCUUGACAAUCUUCAGACAACUGAUGUUGUCUUCCCUGAUGUUGUCAAAUUUAAACCAGACAUCAAUCAGAUGAAUGCCUCAUUUAAAAUCAAAUCCAGUGUUUUGAAUGAGGAUCAGCUGACUGCUGUCAGGCACAUUGUUGUUCCAAGAGAUGGCUACACUCCUCCUUUUAUAAUGUAUGGGCCUUUUGGCACAGGGAAGACAGAAACUCUUGCUCAAGCAACAAUGACAUUGCUGAGAGAACGAGCCAAUGCAAGAAUUCUUAUUUGCACUCAGACUAAUAGUGCUGCAGACCUUUACAUCACCAAACAUUUGGAUAUGUUCAUCAAAAAAAGUAUCAAGACAUGGAGAAUCUUGCGCUUGUAUGCUCAAGAAAGAAAAAGAGACAGUGUACCACCAGAAGUUCUGCCGUAUUGUCACCUCUCCAAUGAUAGUUUCUCCAUUCCAAGCAAAGAAUACUUCCAAAGUUGUCAGCUAGUGAUAACAACAGUAGAGACCUCAAUACAACUCUCUAUGUUAGGACUGCACAAUCAGUUUACUCAUAUCUUUGUUGAUGAAGCUGGACAGGCUCUGGAGUGUGAAAUCCUAAUUCCCUUAAGCCUAGCAUCCAACAAGACAUGUGUGGUGUUGACUGGUGAUCACCAACAAAUUGGUCCUACUGUUUACUCACCAGAGGCCAAACGACAAAAGUUUGACAUCUCCAUCCUUGUCAGGCUAUUCAAUUACUAUGAUUUUAUUGCCAAUUGUGGAAUUUCACAAAUGUCAGAGAAAUCACAGCAUUCUCCACUGAACAUAUUUUUGAGCAUUAACUACCGCACCAAGCCUGAGAUUCUACGCUUCAUAUCAAGUGUAUUUUAUGGAGGACCUGAUAACUUGAAGGCCUAUGGCCAGGUUCCAUCUGUCAUGGGCAUAACACCACUCAUGUUUUAUGCUGUGCAGGGAACUGAGACCCAGAAUACAGACAGUACUUCAUAUCUAAAUCAUGCUGAAGCACAGGAAGUUGUUGAGAGAGUAAGAGAUCUGUUGGACAAUUGGCCAGAGCAAUGGGGUAAAAGAGAAGCCAAAAAAGUGGCUGUAAUUGCAACAUAUUCUGAUCAGAUUAAGCACAUUCGUAAGAUGCUAAGAACUGAUAGAACAAGACCUUAUUUAGCAAGUGUUGAUGUUGGUCCUAUGCAAAGUUUUCAAGGUAAAGAAGUGAGAGCUUUGUUUAUUAGUACAGUCAGAACAUCCAACUUGUUGCAAGAGCCUCACAUUGUUCGUGCACUUGAGUGUGGGGAAGACAUUGGAGAUUUGGGUUUCUUAUCCAACCCAAAACUCCUUAACACAGCAUUGACUCGCACCCAGUCAUUUGUUGCUGUUGUUGGCGAUCCUGUUGCCCUGUGUUUGAUAGGAGAAUGUAUUCAGGUGUGGAGAACUUACCUGAAACACUGCUCCAAUAUGAAAAGUGUUUGGCCUCAGACAUUGACUUAUGAUGUAGUCAAACUUCAGGUCAUUCAGAUCCAGAUGAGCCCCCAGGGUAAAAUAGUUGACAUGAUUUCCAAGAGAGGCCAAGAUGUCUUUAAACAAACACUUCGUACCCACCCACUUAACAGUGACACAUCUCACCUCGACACUGACCUUCACUACUUGGCUAGUGGGGAUGCCAUUACAAAUUCUUCCUUCCAAAGUCAGUUUGAAGAAAGCAUUUACAAAGUGAUGAAUUCACAGAGUUUUGAUUCUGUUGCUAGUGCCAAUCAUAAUCAGGAAGCAAGCGGAGUUCUGAGAGUUCCCAAACAGUUGAGCGUGGAUGAACUCUCCAUGAGCUCUAUGAUAAGCUGUGAGGACAUCAUCUUUCAGCUGGCCAGGGAAAAUAUAAUAGCCUCAGAAACAGGAGACAAUGGCUUUAUCAAAUCUGAAGGCAUUUCAAUUGAAGAAGUUGAUGGAUUUGCUGUGAUAGAGUACAGUCUUGAGGACUCUGGUAGCAGAGAGCCCUUUAAAUUGACAUCUAAAGAUGAUGAUUUUAUCACUUUCCUCGUUGAGAAUGAGGACAGUGCUUUGAACACAGUCUAUGAGAAUUGGAGUAUCAAAACUAUGAAAUCUAAACUGGAAAAUGAACCUAAUCGCUACUUAAAGUGUUUAAUUAGCAUAAAGGAUGGAACCACCUCUGCCAUUGUUCUUGGAUCUUGGCCACCACAGUUAAAAUCCAUCAAGGGCCGUGACAUUGACAUUCAAGGUCAGCUGAACAGAGGUCAUGCCUUAAAUGGAGAUGUAGUGCUUGUAGAACUGCUGGGCCAAUCUGAAGAUGGCAAGAUUCAAGGCCAGAUCAAAGGUAUCUUAGAGAGAGCCCAGGAACCAAAACUGAUAGUAUGUAGUGCAGACAUAGACCAACCAGGUAUCUUGACACCCAUAAAUUCUGAAAUGCCUUGUAUGUAUAGCCUCACAAGUGCAGCUCGCAUCAAACUGGCCAGGAAAGGCAAUGUGUGUGUGUACAGAUUUGUUACUACAAACUGCAUUGAAUUCAGCCAUUUUAAAAGCAUUGAUACCUUAGAAAACAGCAGUAACUGUUUGUUUAUAGUGCGCUACCUUACAUGGCAGGCAGGUUUUACAUUACCUCUUGGUGUAGUAGUUGGCCUGCUAAACCCAGAUGGCACAUUAGAGAAAGGAAUUAAGAUUUUAGACAUAGAGUACAACAUUUGUCAAUCACUGCGCCCACAAGCUCUUGAUGAGUCCGAAUGUCUUUUCCCACCGGGUUCAGCAAUACCUGCUCAUUUGCUGAAGAAUAGAAAAGAUUUGACUUCCAGUUUUUGUUUUACUAUCAACAACCCACAGACUGAAGAUGUUGAGAUGGCUAUCAGUGUUAAUCAGAUAGACAACUGCUAUGAGGUUGGAAUCCAUCUCUCUGAUAUUGUUGCAUUUGUGGAAAAAGAUUCAGUAUUAGAUCAGGAGUGUGAACACAGAGGUGCUUCUCUGUUCCCAAUUGGAAAAGAGCCCAAACAUAUGCUACCCUCUCAAGUUUGUACCGAGUUCUGCAGCCUUAAAGUAGGCGUCGACAGGCUGGCUGUGUCUGUGCUGAUUAAUGUUGAUGAAGCAGGGAACCUUGUUGGUGGCCCAGAAAUUUUUAGAAGUGUCAUCAACUGUAAACAGAGGUUCUCACACACAGAGACAGAAGACAUUUUACUGAGCCCAGAGGAAGCUCAAGAGGAUUAUUUAAAGAGCUGUAUUACAGUACUGUAUCAGUUAUCUUACCUCUGGAGAUCUGAAAGACUGGGCAAUGGACAUUUAAAUUCUGAUUUGGGUGUUGAAAAACAAAUGGCAAAACACUCAUAUUUAAUGAUGAAUGAGGUGAAAAUUCACUUCAAUUCCAUCAUUGCUGAGCUUUUGUUGUCAAGAUUCAGAGAUUCAACUCCCCUGCUCAUACAGCCUAGCCCAGCUAUUGAAAAGUUGGAACAGUGGAGGAAAAAAUAUGCCUGCGAUGCUUUCAACAGCAUUCCAUUAACAAAGGCUUUUCUUGAUGAUCAGGUGUGUCGUUGCCAGGAAAGAUGCACAUGUGUAUUUAGUUACUUGAGAAAAAACCAACAGAAGAAUACAGAUUUUCUUUCUGUCCUGAAAGACAGCUGGCUGAUGAUUGUUAAAGCUGUCAGUGAGGAUUGUAUGGACUUUGAGCUUGCACAAGAUCUGAUAAGUAACUCUGACAACAUGCCCCAGCUAGCUGUUGCCACUCUAAAGCUAAAAGAAAUUGAACAACCAGAGACUUUCAUAUGUUCCCAAUACCUAAAUCAAUCUGAAAGGUAUCAUUAUGGACUCAAUCUGACUGCUUAUACCAAUUGUACCAACCCCUUAAGGAGAUACAUCAGCAUGGUGGUACAGAGGCUGCUUGUUGCAUAUGCUAAUGGUGAAGUUAGUCCCUACACUAUAGAAGAGAUAAAUGACAUCUGCCUGCAGUCUUCUGCCACCAAGUACAAUGUAGAUAGCUACCACAGGGCUGUUUUCCAACUCAAUCUCUGUGAUGCUCUCAAGUCAAGACCUUUGAAGAUGACUGCUCUGGUAGAGGAUGUUGACAUGGAGAAAGCUGUUCUCUCUUUCAAAGGAGUUUCUGGGGUGCCAAAAGUCUCUAGAACCAUCAGUUUAUCACUGCUGUCACCAGUCAGUGUGAUCUCGUUUGCUGAUCAGAAGUCAUCUCAAGUUCAACUCAAGUGGGAAGAAAGAGUAUAUGUAAAUGGAGAUUCUGAUUACCAAACCCGUUCAGUUUCUGAGAUUAAACUUGAACCAGACAGAUAUAUUUGUAGCAUCUCUACACUAUCUUGGCAACGUCUUCUUACAGCAGUAAGAGAAAAAGAUGAACCAACAAUAGCCAGCCAUGUACAGGAAAUAUCAAAACAAGUGGGAGGAGAAAGUGAACUGCUCAGCAUAAGUUACCCUGACGUUAUUAGUCACAUAGGCAGAGAUGGAUCAGUGAGGCAUUUUGUGCCAUUUACAUUCAGUUUCCAUGAGAAUCAGACACUUGAAAUGCAAAUUUCUGUUGAUGAUAAGCAAGGCUUGAUCACUCCAUGUCUCCAGCUGUUAAAUAUCUCUUCAGGCUUGGAUAUUUGUCUGGAACACAAGACUCAGCCUGAUAAAUGUUUUACCAACACACAAGAUAUAAACUUGAAUAAGAUUACUUAUUCAGAAGAGGAGAAAUAUGCCUUUGAAUCACUGCUGCCUAUAUUGUCCCUUGAAUCAUCAUACCAAGCAGUGAACGAGGGAGAUAAAGUCACCAUUAAAAAUCUUUGUAUUUCGUGGACAAAAAGCAACAACUCAGUUUUAGAGGAUGACAGUGUUCAAGGAGAAUUUUUUCUGUCUGAUGAAUUCUGUUUAAGAAAUGAAUUUCAACCUGACUUUGGUAGUAAUUUUGAAAAACAGCUGUAUGAUGGUCAGCCAUUGCACAACACAGAUUGUAAUUACAGCUUAGAUUUCCUCUGUGUCCGCUACAGCAAUCUUACUAUUCCUGAUGAACCAGCUCUAGAUGAAAGUGUGGCUGUGGUAGUUAACAAUGGUCAACCUAUCACCUGGGUGGGCCACUGUCAAGUUAAACAGGUUUCAAGGCGUGCAGAUGGUUUUAAAGUGACCAUUUCAUUGAUUCAGUCCAGAAUGAAAAUUCCUACUGAACUCCUGGGUGAUGCUGCAGAUACAAUUGUUUGUACAGUGGAGUGGAUAUGUAAGACUAAAGAACAGAGAAUUCUUGAUGUAUCUAUUCGAGGUCUUCGUAAUGCCUCUCCUUUUGCUAAAGAUAUCAUCACAGGAAGAAGGCCCACUAAUACAAUUGACCCAGUCCCACAAGAUAGUUCAGUACUCCCUACCAGUAUGUCUAUUGAGCAAGAGAUGGUGAUAUCAGACAGCUACAGGCAGCCAUUUUCGACCAUUGUUGGUGGGCCUGGCACAGGCAAAUCCAUCAUGGCUGCCAGAUUGGCCCAUUUGCUUGCCAAAGGAAAUCAAACUGCUGAUUUGGUUAGACAAACGCGGUACCAAGGCUAUAGAACACAAUUAAUGAUUUGUGGACCCAAUGAGAAAUCUUUGGAUGUUAUCACUGGAUACUUAAAGGCCCUUAACUUGGCACAAGUUCACAUUGUACGUGUUUAUAGCGAGGAGAUAGAAGAAAGAGAUUACCCCUUGUCAUUGAAUCCAAAACCCACCUUGACUGUGAAGCCAUCAUUGGCCUGUGCUGUGAUGGAGGAUGUUGCACUACACCAUUUAAUUAGAAAACAUACCAAUCCAGAAAGCAAGGAGCUACUAGAACAAGAAAUGAUGAUGACAUUGACUGGCAAACAGGUGGUACCUCUUGUACAAGCUUGCUUAGAACGAGCACAGACUCAUGAAUUAAAGAAGGCUCAGAUCAUUGUGUGUACUUGUACAACAAGUGCAAGACCUGUGCUGAGGAAAGCUGCAAAUAUAAAGCAGGUUAUCAUGGACGAUGCAGGUUUUAUUUCUGAAGUUGAAUCUUUGGUGCCUCUUCUCAUACAUAAAGCUGUAAAUCAACUGAUAUUACUGGGUGAUUUGGAAAUGCCUGAGGCUCAUAUCAGUAAUCAUCUCGCAGCACAGCAUGGACUGUCCCGGCCUUUGCUCCAGCGCUGUACACAAAAAGCUCACAAGUUACAUCUUCAGUUUAGAAACCUGCCCACAAUUUGCAGUUUUCCCUCAAACUUCUUUUACAAGAGUAUUUUGGCAACAAGCCCCAAAGCUGUACUGCAUUAUCCUGCCUCUACUAUUCCUUGGCCUGGAGAAGCUGGGUUUCCUUCAGUUUUUUGUCACUUAAAAGGCAAUGAAUCUUUUGCUGGUGGAAGCCAAAGUAAAUACAGAUCAGAGGCUGAUCUAGUCAACAUACAGGAAUCUCAAGUUGUCAUCUCCAUUGUUGAUGCUCUGAUCAAGCAACAUAAAGUUCAAGCCUCUUCUAUCCUUGUGCUAACAGCCACCCAAGCUCAGGCAGCUCUAAUCACACAGUCAACAUCAAAUCCUAUUGUUGUCAACACUGUCUUAGAGAGCAUUGGUCAAGAAAGUGAUUAUGUUAUUUUAUCCACUGUUCGGACACUGCCUGAUUCUGAGCUUCAGUUUCCACCUACAGCUAAAUGGACAAGCCAGCACAUAGGUGAAGUGGCAAAUCCUCGCUUUGUCAACUUGUCCAUAACUAGAGCUAAAGCAGCACUCUUUAUAAUAGGUGAUAAAGAUUUACUGGGUAGCAGCCAUCCAUGGAAAUGUUUGCUUUCCACAUACAGGAGACGGAAAAGCCUUCAGUUAGAUUGUACACGGUUUCUUCAAACUCUAACCCUAUAAAUCUCAGGGUGUAGAUGAAUAUUUACAGACAUAAUAAAUUUAAAAUCAUAACCUGUUCAUGUUAAUUAAUAUGCCUUUUAUUCUAAUUUGUUUUACAUAAAAACUUUAGCGUAUUCUGGUUCCUUUUUCUUUCUUGAAUAAUUAACUGUUGAAUAUUACUUAAAUACUUGGUGUGUUUAUUGUUGUAUAGAUUUAAAUCAUGCUUUUUGUGUGUAAAAUUGUAUGUUUUAAAGGUGUAAUUUUAAUAACUCUGUACCUUCUGUAAAGAGAAAAAAAACUCUUUGCCUUUUUUCUGUAAUGUGUUUUAAUUCAAACAUACUGAUAUUUGUUUUGAUAUUAAAACAUUUCUUACAUUUUUUUAGAUUAAAAUUCUUUUUUUUUUGGGUUUUUUUUAAAUUAAAAAAACGUUUUUUAAAAAAAUAAUGCAAUUACCAUUCAAAACGUUAAAAUGACUUCGUGGUUAAAAAUAAUUACUUGUAUAUCUGAAGUAUUAUUGAUGUACAAUUGUUUUUAUUUUAAUUUGAUUUGCAUGUUACUAGUACUUUUGUACUUCAAACAAAGCUGAUGACGACAAUUUAUACCGGUAAAUGUCAUAAAACUAUAAAAAACGUUAAAUAUGUUCUUUGCUGAUAUUGUUUUACAUUAUUAAUAAUCUGCUGAAUGUUUUUUCUUUUGCUGAUUAUUCCAAAAUAUAAUAAUUUUCUUUGAAAAAUUAUAUUUAAUUAUGAUAACUUACAAGUUUUUGUUUUUUUAUUUGUGGCAAAAAUAAUUGUGUAAACAUAAAACAAAAAAAUUAGACAAGGUCAACUGACUUCCAUCAAAUGCUAAGUUGGAGAUAUCUAUCAAAUCAGAAGCUGUAUAUUAUAAAUUAUUAACGUAAAUGAUAAAAUCCAUUAUUAGUUUAAUUAACUUAAGCAAUUUUAUUAAGGCUAAUAGAUACUAUAGCAUCCAUAUAAAGCUCUGCGUAUGUGUGUUUGGCACACUAAUCACUGUAAUAUAUAAUGUUGUAAAAAAAAUUUAAAGAAAAAUUGUAUUGCUUAACAGACUAAAUAUUGCAGUUUUUCAUCAUUUUUAUUUUUUAAUUUCUUUCCCAAUUAUUAAAUAAUGUUCACAACGCAUGCAAAAACAUGCAUAAAACUAUUUAAAAUAGUGAAUCAGUGACAGGUAAAGUGGCUUGUUUUGUAGUGAAUUAUUCUUUAGUGCAUAUAAGAAAGUGUUACUAGAUAGGGAUGAUGUGUUCAAUGAGGAUGGGCUUUGUGUUUGGAGGGUUGCUAUUUAAUAGAGCAGUUCAUUUAAAAGGUGCACAAAAUAAAUUAUGAUUACAUUUUGCAUCAAUGUUAAAAAUAAUGUAUUAUAUUGUGUUGUUGGGUAUCAUAUCAAAUAUAAUUGUUGUUGUAUUUGACCUUUUUGGAUUGUGUUUUUGUUGAAUAGAUUUUGUUAUGCUGUC